AUGCAAGCCCAGUAUAACACCGAGCCUAUGCCUUCUGUCGACCCCUACGCGGACGACUACACCGCUGCCGCUCCUCCCUCGAUUCCUCCUGCCGACUCGGCUCCCAAUCCAUCCAAUGUGCUUGGUGUUUUCGGUCUAAGCAUUCGCACCCAAGAGCGCGACCUUGAUUCUGAAUUCAGCCGGUUCGGACGGGUCGAGAAGGUUACGAUUGUCUACGACCAACGCGCAAGUCUCUUUCUUUUGAAGUUGCUGUCUUUGUUGAAUAUGCUAUUCAAGUCUGACCGUUCGCGCGGAUUUGGUUUUAUCAAGAUGAGCACUGUUGAGGAGGCUACUCGUUGCAUCCAGGAACUGAAUGGCAUCGACCUCAAUGGGCGUCGGAUCCGUGUCGACUAUUCUGUGACUGACCGCCCACACGCUGCCACCCCCGGCGAAUACAUGGGCCACCGCCGGUCGUCUGGUCGGGACUCAGGCCGGGACUCAGGCCGGGACUCAGGGCGAGACUCGUACAGAGACUCCCGAGACUCAUACAGAGAUCGUGACCGCGACUAUGGACGGGACUCUCGCCGUGACAGAGACCGUGACCGGGACCCUUACGGCCGCGACAGCCGCGACUGGAGAGAACGUCGUAGCCCCGCUCCCUCGAGAGGCGGCCGAUACUCUCCCGAGCGUCGUCGCCGGAGCUACUCACACAGCCCUCCUCGAGGAAGCAGCCCUCGUCGCGAGUAUGAUACUCUCCCUCCGGCUUCCUCUGUUGCAGCUCCUCCUGCUGAAGCUCCCCGCUGGUGA
Molecule: messenger RNA, 786 nt
Organism: Mycena citricolor
Lineage: Eukaryota; Fungi; Basidiomycota; Agaricomycetes; Agaricales; Mycenaceae
Source: the annotation of a GenBank genome assembly